Messenger RNA from Anolis sagrei ordinatus, 7905 nucleotides. It is a transcript of the gene MED1, whose product is annotated as mediator complex subunit 1. Gene Ontology annotation, biological process: regulation of transcription by RNA polymerase II; cellular response to thyroid hormone stimulus. Gene Ontology annotation, cellular component: mediator complex. The record is from RefSeq and is a predicted model, not a curated record. Gene Ontology annotation, molecular function: transcription coregulator activity; nuclear vitamin D receptor binding; nuclear retinoic acid receptor binding. NCBI's taxonomy places the organism in Eukaryota, Metazoa, Chordata, Lepidosauria, Squamata, Anolidae.
UACUGUUUAUUGAUCUGAGUUUCUCUCACAGAAUCAGAAAAGCUGAACAAGAUGAGUUCGCUACUAGAAAGGCUUCAUGUCAAGUUUAAUCCCAACACCAGACCUUGGACAGAAACCAUGAAACUUGUCCGGCAAGUUAUGGAAAAACGAGUUGUAAUGAACUCUGGAGGUCACCAGAAUCUUGUUAGCUGUUUGGAAACAUUACAGAAGGCCUUGAAAGUAACAUCACUACCUGCCAUGACAGAUCGCUUGGAAUCCAUUGCUCGACAAAAUGGCCUGGGAUCUCAUCUUAGUGCAAAUGGCACAGAAUGUUACAUAACUUCAGACAUGUUCUAUGUGGAAGUUCAUUUGGAUCCUGCUGGACAACUGUGUGAUGUCAAAGUAGCACAUCAUGGAGAAAAUCCUGUGAGUUGUCCAGAAUUGGUGCAGCAUCUAAGAGAGAGAGAUUUUGAUGAAUUUUCUAAGCACCUUAAAGGCCUCGUUAAUCUGUAUAAACUGCCAGGUGACAACAAACUGAAAACUAAAAUGUACUUGGCUCUUCAGUCCUUGGAACUUGACCUUACAAAGAUGGCAGUCAUGUACUGGCAAGCCACCAAUGCAAGCCCUUUGGACAAGAUUCUGCAUGGAAGUGUGGGCUAUCUCACUCCAAGGAGUGGAGGUCACCUGAUAAAUCUGAAGUAUUAUGUUUCACCAUAUGAUUUGAUUGAAGAUGGUACUGGAGCACCUGUCAUUCUGAAUGAAGGAGGAGUUCCUCGAAACUUGGGCAUGAAUGUAUAUGUUACAAUUGAAGGAACUUUGACUAUGAACAAGCUUCCAAUUGCUCCUCUGAUUAUGGGGUCUCAUCCUGUGGAUAACAAAGGGACACCCUCCUUCUCCUCAAUCACUAGUGCUAAUAGUGUUGAUUUGCCAGCUUGCUUCUUCUUGAAAUUUCCAAGACCUAUUCCAGUAUCUCGAGGUUUCAUUCAGAAACUUCAGAACUGCACAGGCAUACCACUGUUUGACACCCCACCCACAUAUGUCCCCUUAUAUGAGCUGAUUACUCAGUUUGAGCUGUCCAAGGAGCAAGAUGCUGGAUCAUUGAACCACAAUAUGCGCUUCUAUGCAGCUCUGCCAGGACAACAGCACUGCUACUUCAUCAAUAAAGAUGCCCCUUUGCCAGAUGGCCGGAGCCUUCAAGGAACCCUGCUUAGCAAAAUUGCUUUCCAUCAUCCUAGUCGGGUUCCUCUUAUCCUCAAUAUGAUUAGACAUCAGGUAGCUUACAACACACUGAUAGGCAGCUGUGUCAAGCGAACAGUCUUAAAAGAAGAUACUCCUGGCAUCCUCCAGUUUGAAGUCUGUCCCCUUUCUGACUCCUGUUUCAGUGUCUCAUUUCAGCACCCUGUAAAUGACUCUUUAGUUUGUGUGGUAAUGGAUGUACAAGACUCUACCCAUGUGAACUGCAAAUUGUAUAAAGGGCUCUCGGAUGCACUCAUCUGCACAGAUGACUUCAUUGCUAAAGUUGUUCAAAGAUGCAUGUCAAUUCCUGUGACCAUGAGAGCUAUUCGGAGAAAGGCAGAGACAAUCCAGGCGGAUACACCAGCCUUGUCCCUAAUUGCUGAGACAGUUGAAGACAUGGUUAAGAAGAACCUGCCCCCUGCUAGCAGCCCAGGUUAUGGCAUGACCACAGGCAACAACCCCAUGAGUGGCACCACCACCCCAACCAGCACAUUCCCUGGGGGUCCCAUCUCCACUUUGUUCACCAUGAGCAUGGGCAUCAAAGAACGGCAUGAUUCAGUGGGCCAUGGGGAAGACUUCAGCAAAGUGUCACAAAAUCCCAUUCUUACAAGCUUGCUACAAAUCACUGGAAAUGUGGGCUCCACCAUUGGCUCCAGCCCCACUCCCCCACACCACACACCUCCCCCUGUGUCAUCUCCUGCAAGCAACACCAAGAACCAUCCUAUGCUCAUGAACCUGCUGAAGGACAAUCCAGCUCAAGAUUUCUCCACUUUGUAUGGGAGCAGUCCACUUGAGAGACAGAAUUCCUCUUCUGGUUCUCCUAGGAUGGAAAUGGGACCAGGGUCCAACAAGCAAAAGAAGAAAAAGUCACGUGUCCUAGUGGAGAAACCUAAACAUCAGACUGAAGAUGAUUUCCAGAGAGAGCUGUUCUCCAUGGAUGUUGAUUCACAGAACCCCAUCUUCGAUGUCAAUAUGACCACUGACACUUUAGAUACUCCCCAUAUCACUCCAGCACCCAGCCAGUGCAGCACUCCGCCCACAACCUAUCCGCAGUCAAUAUCCCAUGCCCAGCCCAGCAUUCAGAGGAUGGUUCGGCUCUCCAGUUCAGAUAGCAUUGGUCCUGAUGUCACAGAUAUCCUUUCCGACAUAGCAGAGGAAGCAUCCAAGCUACCAAGCACCAGUGAAGACUGUCAUCCUAUGGGAACACCAGUAAGGGACUCAUCCAGUUCAGGGCACUCUCAAAGUGCUCUGUUUGAUCCUGAUGUUUUUCAGUCAAACAACAGUGACAACCCAUACACCGAUCCAGCUGACUUGAUUGCUGAUGCUACUGUGAGCCCCAACAGUGACUCUUCAAAUCAAUUUUUUCCCGAUGGUGUUGAUUUCAACCCUGAUCUCCUAAACAGCCAGAGCCAGAGUGGUUUUGGAGAAGAGUAUUUUGAUGAUAGCAGCCAGAGUGGAGAUGCUGAUGACUUCAAAGGUUUUGCACCACAAACGAUAAGUACUCUGGGCGUUCAAGUGCUGGGGGGAGAUGGAGGGGAGAGUAAGUUCAAGGCAAGUAGCCAAACGGACACAGUCGACUUUAGUAUUAUCACAGCUGCCAGCAAAGCUCUGGGAGCCUCUGAUGUCAUGGAGCAUCAUAGUGGAAGUCAGAGUCCUUUACUGAGCACAGGAGAUUUGGGGAAGGAAAAGUCACAGAAGCGGGUCAAAGAGGGUAAUGGAUCUGGGAGUUCUUUAACGGGCCCUGGGAUGGAUGGCAAGGGUGGAAAACGCAGCCGCACCCCAUCCAGUGAUGGGAAAAGUAAAGAAAAGGUUCAGAAACGGAGGAAAGUAGAGCCAGAAGGCAAAUCUCCCUCUCAUAGUUCAUCCACCAGGCCUUUCACCCCACCAACAAGCACAGGUGGCUCAAAAUCUCCUGGAAGUUCAGGCAGAUCUCAGACACCCCCUGGGGUAGCUACUCCUCCCAUCCCCAAAAUCACUAUUCAGAUCCCCAAGGGAACAGUGACUGUUGGCAAACCCUCCCAUGGGCAGUACACAAGCAGCGGCUCAGUGUCUUCUUUGAGCAGCAAAAGUCAUCACAGCCAUUCUUCAUCCUCCUCGUCCUCCUCGUCGUCGUCAUCUUCCUCGUCUUCGUCUUCCUCAUCGGCUUCCGGCAAAAUAAAGAGCAGCAAGUCGGAUGGGUCUUCCGGGUCCAAGAUGAGCAGCAGCCUCUACUCGGGCCAAGGCGGCUCUGGAUCAGGUCAGUCCAAAAGCUCCACCCAAUCAGUGGGCAAGCCUGGGUCCUCCCCCAUCACAAAACACGGCCUGAGCAGCGGCUCUGGAGGUACCAAGAUCAAACCUCAAGGGAAGCCUUCAUCGCUUAUGAACCCUUCCAUGAGUAAACCAAACAUUUCUCCUUCUCAUUCUAGACCCUCGGGCGGUUCUGACAAGCUGGCCUCUCCGAUGAAACCCGUUCCAGGCACUCCCCCGUCAUCUAAAGCAAAGUCCCCAAUUAGUUCCGGUUCUGGAGGCUCGCACAUGUCUGGGACAGGAUCAAGCUCCAGCAUGAAGUCCUCUUCAGGGAUGGGAUCCUCCAGUUCCAUGUCCCAGAAGGCACCCCCUUCUUCAAAUUCUUCAACAGGAUCUUCAUCUUCCUUUUCAUCUGGAAGUUCUUCCAUGUCCUCCUCUCAGAAUCAGCAUGGAAGUUCCAAAGGCAAGUCUCCAAGCCGAAACAAAAAGCCAUCUUUAACUGCUGUCAUUGACAAACUCAAACAUGGUGUUGUCACUGGUGGUCCUGGCGGGGAAGACUCCAUGGAUGGACAGAUGAUCCAGAGUUCCAGUUCCUCAAGUCACUCCAUGUCAUCCAAACACAACCUGUCUGGAAGUGAAUUGCAGGGGAAACGGGAAAGAAGUGACAAGGAAAAAUCCAAAGUAUCUGUUUCAGGAGGCUCAUCCGACUCUUCCAAGAAGACAUCCGAUUCAAAGAAUGUUGGAAGCACUGGAGUGGCCAAGAUAAUCAUCAGUAAGCAUGAUGGUGGCUCUCCUAGCAUUAAAGCCAAAGUCACCUUGCAAAAACCUGGGGAAGGAGGUGGGGACAGCUUAAGACCUCAGAUGGCCUCUUCCAAAAGCUAUGGAUCGCCACUGAUAAGUGGAUCUACUCCAAAGCACGAGCGCUGUUCUCCCAGCCACAGUAAGUCUCCUGCAUAUACCCCUCAAAACAUUGACAGCGAGAGUGAAUCAGGUUCAUCUAUAGCAGAGAAAUCCUAUCAAAACAGUCCCAGCUCUGAUGAUGGAAUUAGGCCUCUUCCAGAAUACAGUUCAGAAAAGCAUAAGAAGCACAAAAAGGACAAGAAGAAACUGAAAGACAAAGACCGAGACAGGGAUCGUGACAAAGAACGAGACAAAAAGAAAACUCACAGCAUUAAACCAGAGAGCUGGUCUAAAUCUCCCAUCUCUUCAGAACAGUCUCUGUCUAUGACAAGCAGUGCCAUUCUUACAUCAGAGAGGUCAUCCAGGCCCAGCCCUGAUUUUUCUAUUGGGGAGGAAGAUGAUGAUCUAAUGGAUAUUGCCCUGAUAAGAAAUUGAAAAUAUUUGGGGAAUAGAACAAAAGAGCUAUUUCAUGGGGGGGGGGGGGGUUAAAUUAAAAUAAUGAGUGCAUGGCACUCAAAUGGGCUAGACUUAGAAAUUUGGAAAAAUAAUCCAAAUUUGACAAACCUUUUCAGUGCAUUACUCUAGUAAGACAAUUAUUUUUAAAGCUCUUGGAAGCGUAAAUAAAUACACAUACAUGCUUCCAACAAAUACAUUGGAUUUGUAUUCCAGAACUGAAACUCGAGCACAUACAAAAACAUUUCACUGUAGGAGAAUCAGAUUCUUCUUUGAAUGUUUCAAUAAUAGUUCCAUUUUGGUGUAUUUUUUAAAUAUAUAUAUAUUAGCAUUUAAAAUUUAAGCUUAUGUGGAUUUUACGAUUCCUCCUUAAGAGUAUUUCCACUGAGAAAUAAUUUUUCAAAUUCAUUUCAUGCCAGAUAAUGUCCCACUUCCCUAAGGUGCUGACCAUCUCCUGUUAAAAAUGAUAUCUGCUAUAGACACUGUGUACAACACCUAGCAAUUUGGGGACUGUCACCCAAAAAGUGAAGUAUUCUGAUAUUCAUGUGUUAAACCUUAACAGUCAUUUGACUUAAAGCAUUUUCCUUCGUCCCUAUGAAAGGUUUGAUGGCUUUCAUGUAUGUCUUCUUCUAUGUAUGUCUUCUGUAUUGUAUUUUAGUAGCAAUUGCUACUGUGUUCUCCCAACUUGGGAAGAAAAGGAAAGGGUAGGUUUAGUCAGAAUUCAGUGAACAGGACAUUUUUGUACUUCCUCAGCUGCUGUAAUUUUAAAUAUAAGUUUAUAAACAUUUGAGAGAAGAGAGUACGGUUAAAUUAAAUGGUAGUAUGUCUAUUGUGGAAGAAGCACUGCAGCAUGGCCCUUUAUACACCAGAAGUAUAGGAUCCUUGAACUCACAUAGAAAAGAGUAAAUAAUGUAAGCAUUGGCAGUUAAUGCACAAGGAGCAGCUUUAUCACUGCCUCCUUCUAUGUGAUAUGAGGAUUUUUCUGGAACAUCGUGGAAAAUAUCUGCACUAGAAGUGAGGAGAGAGAAAGAAUAUGUGUUCAAGUUCACUUUAUUAUGGUCAAUGACCAGUUCAAGAAUAUGUAUGUAGUUAAUAUGAUGUAUGAUCCCUAUCCUUAUGAGCAAAGAGAAAUAUCCUUGAACUUUUUGUUGAUCUCUUGUCAUCAGUAGCCAGUGCUAAGAAUCUCAUUUGGAACCUAUGACUCUCAUAACCCAUGUGCAAAGCCUUUGUAGAUCCUAAUGCACAGAUGAAUCUGUCUCUGAAAGCUGAUGCCUCAUGCUUUUCAAUAUCUGUGCAUGGAAGAGUGAAUAUUGCCAGGGUUCUAGAGAACAGAGUAGAUCACACUAAAUUGUCUAAAUUGAGGACUGACAAAAUACAAAGUCCAUAACACUGGCCCAUGCACUCCCAAAUGUUUGCAUCUAGCAAGUUAUUACAGAAUAUAUUUGCCCAACAUAUAUUCUCUUAGUUGUGAACCCCCCCCCCACACACACACACACCUUUUGCAGAGUAGUCCCUUCUAGAUGUAUUGAACUACAGCUGUAGUGAUAAGAUUUGAAGUCUAAGCUGGUGUGAACCAGAAUGGAACAGACUGAUGCAAUGUAUCAUGUACACAAGACACACAAAUUGCAAUUUUCAUUACUUCCAUUUCUGUUUCCAUUGUUUCCAGCAAAAAUUACAUUACUUUCUUAUUGUAAGAGAAUAGUCAUGAGUAUGUAAGACACAAAGGUCUAUGAAACACAAAUGUGUUGUAAUGUCCCUUACAAUGAAGUCAGAGCACAAGACUUAAUUGUGUGCCAGCUUAGGUCACAGUAGGUGGUGGUCUAUUUAAUUGCCACAGUGUUAUUUUCACUUGGGAAAGUUGGGCUCUGAGAGUUAGUGUAUGUUUCACUAAAUGGGAAGCUCAUUAUUCAGAAGUUUUGAAAAAGCUUACUACGUCCUAGCAGCAACAGUAUGAAUGGUGUUUGCAAAAUGAAACACUUUUAAAAAGCUGUUGGUAUUGUAUAUCAUUUGCAUUGAGCUGUUAUGUUUUCAAGGAUGAUGUCUGUGGGAAGCAGUGGAAUAUAAUUGGUCCUUUCAAUAUGGAAUGCUUAUUUUACUGAAAGAGAUACUGGUUCUUGGAACUAUAAUCCUGUUAGAUAUUUCAAAGUGGUUGUGGUCCCAAAACCAAAUGUUCUGAAUUAUUUUUACUAUGCUUUUAAAUUGAUACCUGUCUUGGUUCAGUAGCAGGGCUUUGAGUGAGAUAGAAAUGUUCAUUAGGCUAAAACAAAGUUUUUCAAACUGUUCUCCAAAUGUUUUGGACUUCAGUUGGUAAGGUGGCUGGGAUUUCUGGGAGCUAAAAUCCAAAACACCUGGAGGAGCACAGUUUGAGAAAAACACUGGGCUAAAAUAUAGGGUCCUCAUCCACUGUGCCAUACCCAGGCAUGAAGAGAUUCCAUCUCUGGUCUGUCAGAGACACCAUGCAUGGCUGCAAUGGGAAAAGAGAGGGUAAAUACAGACUGUCUGUUCCAUAUGUGCUGAAUGCUCAGGUUUAUGGGUAUUCAGCACAUACAAAACAUAAGGUUGGUGGAGGGAGUUGCCAUUGCACCCUACGGAAUUCUUCUUUGCAUAUAUCGGAGCGAAAUGUGUUCAAUGCAACUCCGAAAUCUGAAAUCCAAUGCAACUCCAAAAUCUGAAAUCCUACCAAUAAACUAAGAACAAUUUUGAAACCCAUCUACUUUGGAAAUGGAGCAAGAUGGUCUAUAAUCCAAGUUUUCCCGAUCAAAAUUAGAGUGUGUUAGUACCUUAUAGGGCUCUGUAUUAAAUCUUAAUUUCUACAAAUGUAUUUAAUUGAUAACAAUAUUUUAUAUCCUCCAGUAUUGUAAAGAGACAUUAGUGACGAAGGGCCAAACCUUUUAAUCUCAGGUAGAACCACUUAGAUUACAAGGUUGUGUUCUUCCAUUUUUAACCCCUCCCCCUUCAUGUAAAUAGUAUGUCUCCACUCUUUCUUUGUGAACACUUGUGUAAAUAUGGCUGGUGAUUCAUGGAGUGGGGGGAGUAUAUUAUCUUAAUGGGUUUUCUGAAAAUAUUGCAAGUAACUUGCUUUUACAUGGAAAUAAAUUUGUUUGGUAGAAA